Molecule: messenger RNA, 946 nt
Organism: Suillus paluster
Lineage: Eukaryota; Fungi; Basidiomycota; Agaricomycetes; Boletales; Suillaceae
Exons: 7
Coding region: 44-829 (261 amino acids)
Source: RefSeq, a predicted model, not a curated record
GACGUAACAAAGUCUUCCCAAGCCACUGCUUCUUGGUUCAGGUAUGACCGAGAUGGACCUCCUUGCUCAACACCACCUGCAAGGAACUUCAGCCAUAUACUAUAUCCCAAACUUCAUCUCUGAAGAUGAAGAACAGUAUUUACUGCGGAAGAUAGAAGAUUCCCCAAAGCAGAAAUGGAAGAUGUUGAAUAAUCGUAGACUGCAAUUAUGGGGGGGUGAAGUUCUCCAGAAGAACAUUCUGUUUCGCCAGGACUUUCCUGUAUUCUUGAAUGACUUUCCUAAUGUUCUGGGACGUCUCAGAUCCCUGGGGGCCUUCAAUCAGUCCACACACAGAGGGCCCAAUCACGUCAUACUGAACGAAUACCAUCCAGGACAAGGCAUCAUGCCCCACGAAGAUGGUCCCUCAUAUCACCCAGUGGUCGCAACUAUAUCCCUAGGAUCGCAUGCUACCUUCCAUUACUAUCGGUAUAAGGAUCAUGACAGUUUGAAUGUCGACUCUAGAUCAAUUGGACAUAGCGUCAAUCCAGCGCCUGUAUUGUCAUUAUUCUUGGAGCCUCGCAGUGUCGUGGUCACGACAGGAGAACUUUACACUAUGCAUCUGCAUGGCAUAGACGAGGUCGAAGCCGACAUGUUCGUCGGCGAUGGUUUCCUGCUUCUUCCAGAUGGAUCGCACUCGCGGAUCGUCAAUCGUCACAUGCUUCAUAAGACGGCUGCGGAGAUUGUUGAAUCGGGAGGGACGAUCGGGAGGUCAACUAGGUACAGUCUUACUUGCCGGGAUGUCGAGAAAGUGGCAAAUGGGAGGGUUGCAAGUGUUGUCAGCCGUACUUGACCUUGACCAUGGUGUCUACAUGGCUCAAAGGGACAGUGUCCCCACAUUUAAGUCUAGACCUUUGAAAAAUACAUAUACCUUACAUGUAAGCCAUGCCGGCACCUGAUUCGACGGAGA